Messenger RNA from Ochotona curzoniae (black-lipped pika), 4257 nucleotides. It is a transcript of the gene RP1L1, whose product is annotated as RP1 like 1. NCBI's taxonomy places the organism in Eukaryota, Metazoa, Chordata, Mammalia, Lagomorpha, Ochotonidae. The transcript is spliced from 5 exons. The record is from RefSeq and is a predicted model, not a curated record. Gene Ontology annotation, biological process: axoneme assembly; retina development in camera-type eye; photoreceptor cell development. Gene Ontology annotation, cellular component: axoneme. Bases 1 to 4257 code for a protein of 1418 amino acids.
AUGAACGGCGCCCCAAGGGAUGGCCAGGGCCCAAGCCACCGAGAAUGCCUCCUGCCCUCCGUGGCACGCACCCUUUCUGCCACCCAGGUCACACCUGCCAAGAAGAUAACCUUUCUCAAGCGAGGGGACCCUCGGUUUGCAGGGGUGCGCCUGGCAGUGCACCAGCGCACCUUCAAGACCUUCAACGCCCUGAUGGAUGAGCUCUCUCAGCGGGUGCCUCUUGCCUUUGGAGUGCGCUCAGUCACCACGCCCCGCGGGCUGCACGGCCUCAAUGCUCUGGAGCAGCUGCAGGAUGGGGGCUGCUACCUCUGCUCGGAUAAGCAGCCCCCCAAGACUCCCAGCCGGCUGCAGGGCAGAAGCUCCUCUGCCCUUCAGUCGUGGGAUCCUGAAGGCCAGGUCGAGGUGCCGGGAACCACACCUUCCGGGAAGGUCCCCAGAGCCCCAAGGAGGAUGACGCUGCUUAGAAACGGGGACCCGCGAUUCCGGCAGACAGUAGUUCUCAGUCACAGAAAUACCAGAAAUCUGGCGGCCUUUCUCAGCAAAGCCUCGGAUCUCCUUCACUUUCCCGUGAAGCAGGUGUAUACCUUGAGUGGAAAAAAGGUGGACUCUCUGCAGAGCCUGCUGCGCUGCCCCUCCGUGUUGGUGUGUGCUGGAGACGAGGCCUUCAGACCUCCGCUGAUGGAAGAUGCUGCAAGAAAUGGGUCAGAAAUACUACCUAGGCUUUCUUCAAGGGGCAAAAACGGGAGCUGGGGGCCAGAAUCCAAGCAGAGUGUGAUCCACACAAGGACGGGGUCGGGCAAUGGCCAGGCACAACGACUUUCCCUGCUGUCAGAGAGCCGGCCCCACGUUUCUCUUCAUCAUGCCCAGAGAGGCCCUGCUCCCAUCAGGCACCCUCAGGACCCAGCUGCUGCACCUGGCCCCUUGGUGGCUGGUGACGACGUGGAGAAGAAGGUCCACCUGAAUGAGGAUGGCAGCCUGUCUGUGGAGAUGAGGGUUCGCUUCCAGCUGCUUGGAGACAAGGCACUCCUGUGGUCUCAGAGGGUGGGGCGAGCUGCCAGCAGGGAGGACUACAGCAGUCUAGGGGAGGCAGAACCCUUCAGCUGCACUUGGCAGGGUGCCCCUUGGGGCUCCUCGGCAUCUGGGACAAGGGCAUCCAGAGCUCUAGAAGCAGGAUUUCACGGCGCCCUGGGCCACAGCCAGCAGCCAGAGCCCAGUUACGAGAUCUGGAGGAACCCCUUAUACACCUGCCAGGGGGAGGGACCAGCUGCAGAGGGGAGGCCUGGGGUGGCCCAGCACACCCGCUGCAGGCGCCGCUGGAGCCAAGGGACUGCUGGGAGGCAAAGAAGCCUCCAGGACAGCGCCAACCCAGCCUCCAGUGCUGGUUGCCCAGAAAACUCUGAGCUAGAAUUCCAAAGCAGCUCUAGGACCAUAGAGGGGGACAUGAACACUGGCAGCCUGCAGCUGGCCUCUUCUGCCCUGAGUAGAGGAGCCGAUGACGGUCUCAAAGAGAGACCCAGCCCCUACCCUGAAGGAGGGCGGCCCUGUGCUAAGAAGCCCCUGAGGAACCUCAGCCAUACCAAUAAUGGUGACCAAAGCGCUGAUGGCUGGGAGGCAGACAAGGGCCAGCAGGCAGAGGAAAAACACAAGGAGGGGCCCCUACAGCUCUCAGGCCCUGAGUCAGCAGCAGUAGGGACAAUGGUCAGGAGUAACCUGAACCCCGGGACUGGGCCCAGGGGGAUGCUGGAGGCGAAGGCUGCCAGAAUAGGGCCAGGCCUCAAGGAGCUGGAGGAUGACGGCAGCAUGACACCCAGUGCCCUGCCCCAUGCCUCACCAGAUGCUGUGGUCCGCGAGUGGCUGGGCAACAUCCCAGAGGAGCCUGUGCUCAUGAAAUACGAGAUGGACGAGACCAGCGGUAUGGCCAGGGAGGGCCCUGAGGGCCCCCAGGAGUCCCCAGCUGAUGAUCAGGGUCAAGGUGGACAGCAGCAGCUGCUGGAAGUAAACAUCAGUGAACAUGUAGCACCUAAAGUGGAGGCAAAGGAAGUCCUCCCGGGCCCCAGUGACAUAGGCACUGAAUCAAGACAGGCUUCUCCCCAGGGCCAAGGUGCAGCCCCAGCUCCAGCAUCCGACUCCCCUGUGGAGGUCAGAGCUCCGGCAGGAGCUUCUGGGGCCCUGGGCAGGGCACCAUGUGUUCUCCCAGGCAGGGUCUCUGCCUCUACCCAGAUCAUGAAAGUGCUGAUGGGCACCAAGCCAGGCAGGCCCAGCAGCCUCCCUGAACUGUCUGAUGUGGUAGCCAAGAGGCUCAGCCACUCUGCUGUGGCCCUCAUUGCCUGUCUUGCCAGGCUCCACUUCUUUGACAAAGAUCUGGGGUCCCCUGUCGACAAGGUGAGCUUCGCUGACUCCCCCCAGUACCAGGAGCUGCUGAGCAUCUCACAGACCCUGUGGCCAAGGUGCAGCUCUGGGCAGGAUCUGCUGGACCCUGAGCUCCAAGAGCUCCCUCCGCAUAAGCCCUUGCCCAUGACUGAGGACCUCACACCCACGUCCUCAUCUGGAGUGGAUGUCAGCAGUGGCUCUGGAGGGUCAGGAGAGGGCAGCGUGCCCUGUGCCAUGGACAGCACUGGGGUUUCUGAGAGGACAGAGGCGCUCCCGAAAAGCUCUUCCCCCAGGCCUGGUUCCAGAGCAUUGGGGCAUGCUAAAAAUGUGGAAGAGCCACAGCCAGGGUGUUCCACAGCCUCUACUAGCUCCCAAACUGGAGCUUAUGCCACCAGCAAGCAGGCAGCAGAGGAAGGCAGUAGGGACCAGCUGGUGGGCAACAUGUUGGAACAGGAAAUUGAAAACGUAGUGCAAGAAGAUGGGGUGCAGUUAGAGGAAACAAAAGAAGCAGAAAAUGAAGAGCCAUAUGCCGGCAUCCAGGAGAAAGGACUUCCCGUGGGGACAUGCCUCAGCAGGCUGGGGUCCUCAGAGGCUGGCUCUGCAGGUAGUGAAGGCAGCCAGGAUGACCAGAGAAAGCACAAGGAGGAAGCAAGGCGAUGCCCCUCGGAUAGGAGCAAGAAUCCUUCAGAACCCCCUCAACCUCUCAGUGAGGGCCCCUCAAAAACCAGUGACAGCCAAAGGGGCCCCAAGUCAGAUCCUGGCUUGGAAGAGCCACCUACAGCAGCAGCAGCAGUGGGUGUGAGCCAUAAGCAAGCCCAGGUCAGGCCGUGGCUGCAGCUGCAUGGAAGAGAGGCAAACAGGUGCACAGCUUGCAGGGCAUGCCUGGACCCUGACCCCACCUGGGUGUCCAAGUUGCUGAAGAAGAUGCAGAUGUCCUUCCUGACCCACUUGGCUGAUGCCACAGCCCAGCUGCGGGCUCGCUGGAACCUGCAGGAUGAUGGGCUCCUGGACCAGAUGGUGGUUGAGCUGGAGCAGGACCUGGGCCAGCGGCUCCAGGCCAGCACUGACAAAGAGCUCCGGAAGAUCCAGAGCCGGGCCGGGAGGAGAGCUCAGGGGUCAGGGCCGGCCCGGGAAGUCCUCUGGGGCCAGACGUCCUUGCAGACAGAGCAGCGCCGCCGCCGCCUCCAUGGCCUGCGCAACCUCUCAGCCCUCACAGAUCAGACCUGUGGCAGGGGCCUUUUCUCCCUCAGCCUGGAGGAUGCCUGUUCAGCACCCGGAGAGGAGUUCUGCCCCUGUGAAGUGUGUUUGCGGAAAAAAGUGACCCCCAUGGCUUCCCCCAGGGAGACUGGAGCACCCAUCAAAAAGGCGUUUGACCUGCAGCAGAUUCUGCAGAAGAAGAAAGAAGGGUGCCCCAAAGAGGAAGCAGAGGCAGUGGCCACUAAGAGGAAAGUAGUGACCCCAAAACAGGAGGACCCUGGUGUGGCCAUGGACAUGUCCAACAGUGGCCAGGGAGCCAGUGGAGGACAGGAGCUGAGAUCAGACAUAGAGCUUGGGGCCAAGGAGAGUGAUGGAGAUGAGGGUAGCCAGGGGUUCAGCAGGGACAAGGAGCCUCCAGCUGGAGAUGCAGAGGGAGCUGGUGACCAGGAGAGUGGGGACAGUGAUGCCAGGGGCCAAGAGGAGGAGCUGGGUGGUGGGCAAGAGGAGCAAAGACCCAUGCUGGAGGGCUUUGAGGAUGGGAACAGCUUGGAGGCUGCCGCUUUGGAGGAAAAGCAGGGGGCAGGGGAUGCCUGCUAUGAAUCACAAGGUGAAGAGGUUGCCAGGGGCAUCGCCCACACCCAGGUGGCAGACAGGGCAGAUGGCUUUGGCCAGGAUGACUUCGAUUUCUAG